Messenger RNA from Sorex fumeus (smoky shrew), 3522 nucleotides. RefSeq names its product inositol polyphosphate-5-phosphatase K (gene INPP5K). Gene Ontology annotation, biological process: negative regulation of insulin receptor signaling pathway; negative regulation of glycogen biosynthetic process; negative regulation of phosphatidylinositol 3-kinase/protein kinase B signal transduction. Lineage: Eukaryota; Metazoa; Chordata; Mammalia; Eulipotyphla; Soricidae. Bases 117 to 1475 code for a protein of 452 amino acids. The record is from RefSeq and is a predicted model, not a curated record. Gene Ontology annotation, cellular component: plasma membrane; cytoplasm; ruffle. Gene Ontology annotation, molecular function: inositol bisphosphate phosphatase activity; phosphatidylinositol-3,4,5-trisphosphate 5-phosphatase activity; phosphatidylinositol-4,5-bisphosphate 5-phosphatase activity. The transcript is spliced from 12 exons.
AGCCCCGCCUCCGCCUCUGACGGGAGCCGGAAGGAAAACAGGCGGACCGGAGCGCCGCUCGCGGCCAGUCUCCCGACGGGGGCCGACUCCGGAGCGGCCCGCCGGCACGUGGGACGAUGGCGACCGCGAACCCGCGGAAGCCCCUGGAGCAGAGAGGCCGGAAGCUCAGCAUACAUGUGGUGACAUGGAACGUGGCCUCCGCUGCACCCCCUCUAGACCUAAAUGAUCUGCUUCAUCUGGACGACCAGGACCUGAAUUUGGACAUGUAUGUCAUUGGUUUGCAGGAGAAGAACUGUGGGAUCAUCAGCCUCCUUAAUGACACCGCCUUUGAGGACACCUGGAGCAGCGUCUUCAUGGAUGUGCUUUCCCCUCUGGGCUUCAUCAAGGUCUCCUGUGUUCGCAUGCUGGGGCUCCUCUUGUUGGUCUUUGCCAAGCAUCAGCAUUUGCCUUUUAUCCAGAUCAUCUCGACCAGCUCCAUCCCCACCGGCCUCUUCGGCUACUGGGGGAAUAAAGGGGGUGUCAACAUCUGCCUAAAGCUUUAUGGCUACUACAUCAGCAUCAUCAACUGCCACCUGCCCCCCCACAUGACCAACAAUGACCAGCGGCUGGAGCACUUUGACCGGAUCCUGGAGAUGCAGAAUUUCCAGGGGCUUGAUAUCCCCAACAUCCUGGACCACGACCUCAUUCUCUGGUUUGGCGACAUGAACUUUCGGAUUGAGGACUUCGGCUUGCACUUUGUCCGAGAAGCCAUUAAAAACCAGUGCUACAGUGAUCUGUGGGAGAAGGACCAGCUCAGCAUUGCCAAGAAAUGUGACCCGCUGCUCCGAGAGUUCCAGGAGGGCCCUCUACUCUUUCCGCCUACCUACAAGUUUGAUAAGAACUCCAACAACUAUGACACCAGUGAGAAGAAGCGCAAGCCUGCAUGGACUGACCGCAUCCUGUGGAGGCUGAGGCGGAAACCCCAGGAUGAUCCCCACAUUCCUAGGCUGCUGGCCCCCUACUUCUCCCUGUCUCAGAGGAGCUACGUCAGCCACAUGAUGUACAACAUCAGCGACCAUAAGCCUGUCACUGGCACCUUUGACUUGGAGCUGAAGCCAUUGGUUUCUGUGCCUCUGAUCACUCUGAUGCCCGAGGGCCUGUGGACCUUGGAGAAUGACAUGCUCAUCAGCUACACCCUGACCUCCGACUUCCUCAGCAGCCCCUGGGACUGGAUUGGAUUGUACAAGGUGGGGCUGCGCGACAUUAAUGACUAUGUGUCCUAUAUCUGGGUUGGGGACAACCAGGUCUUCUGCAGUGACAGGCUGAACCAGGUCUACAUCAACAUCAGUGAUAUCCUGGAGACUGAGGAGCAGUUUCUCCUCUGUUACUACAGCAACAACCUCCGCUCUGUGGUGGGGAUAAGCAAACCUUUCAAGAUCCAGCCUUGCGCCUUCAUGGGGGCAGACCCGCCUAAGGAUGACCAACCACAGAACUGAGCCGGGCAGAGACGGGAUCCAGGGCAGAGGCCAGAGCUGGCAGUCAUCUCUGCUUCCCACUGCCAGGAGAGCAGGCAGGGCGGGCCCAGCCUGCCCCCUGAGGAGACAGCAAGUAGCCUCCACCUCCCAGCGGCACUCCAACCACUCCUGUGCUCUCUCUCCAGUCCAGAUCUCUGGAAAUGGCUGCUUAAAUAUGGGUUUUCAUUGCAGAGAUGUGCAUGAAACCAGCUGGUUUGUCGGCGUGGAAGAUCUGGGGAUGGCUCACCAGAUGUGGGAAGGACCCUCCAGCCUUCAGCUCGUUUCUUGAUUUUGCCCACAUGUACUUCCAGUCUCACCCCAGCAGGUCUGCCAGGCACAUUGCCCCAUCUGGCACAGACCUGCAUUCUUGGCAUGCCAUCGGGGCCUGCUGGGAGGGGGAGAUGCUCACAUUUGCACAGCCUCCAUGGGCUGGUUGGUGCCAUCUCCACUGGAUUCCAAGAGCCUUGGCAUCAUCUUGUCUCUGCCCCAAGGGGAUGGGCAGAGGUUCUGAGGAGGGAUUCCUCUUUUCAGGGGAAGCAUCUGACUAAGAUGGCACAAUGGAAGGACCCUCCACCCGAGGCAGGGUUGUGGGCAGGGGGAGGAGUGUCCUGCCAGACCAGCACUGCCCUACCCCAUGGAAUCUGACCCAGGAAGUUCUGGGACCUAAGACGGGAACUGGACCUAAGUUCACUUCUGCUGGUGGGGCAGGCUUCAUGCCUCUAACCUGCCCUCCUAUGAAAGUAGUUGGCAGGUGGUAGAGGAAUUGUGGUAACAGUCUUUGGCCCCUACAGCUCAUCUGCCCCUUCCCUGGCCAGCAGCCAGGAACGGCUUUGCUCUGAACCCUUCUGGGACCCAGAAGUGAGGCAGAUGAAGAGAACUGGGGUCAAGACGUUGUAAAGAACAUGGCCUGGGUUGGGGGUUGGGUGGGGGUCUUCAGACAACAUUCCCCAAGGGUUCUACGGACAGGGUCUGUUCCAUCCAGUGAUUUGCCUCCAGCCUCUGUUGUCCCUGGCCGUUCUCCCUGGAAAGAUGCUCCAGGCUGCCAUGCCUGUUCUGUGACCUGAGACGAGGAUACUCCCGUUGCUCCGCAGCUCUGUGCCCAUGAACUGGAGAACUGUUGUGUGGCUUCCGGUGAGCCAUGGCUGCUUGUGACUGUCGCACUGGACAAUGCUUGGCAGCACAGCCUUCCCACUGGCUAUGGCUGACUCAAGGUGGUGCUGUAAGGGGCACCUGCUGGAAGCCUUUGCUGGACCCCAGGCAGAUGAGACUAGACUCAUGCCUGAGCAACAGAGAACACCUGGAUGGGACAGGAAUAAGAUUCUGUUUCUGUGUGCUUUUGGGGCUGUAUCUGGCAGUGAUCGGGAGCUGUUCCUGGCUCUGUGCUCAGGGGACAAUGCACAGAUGCAGGGCAAGUGCCUUAACCCCUAACUUUCCAGUUCCAGGAUAAGGACCUGGAGUUCUGCCUGCCCAGUUGGUCAGUGCCACUUAGCUUACUGUGCUAAGUAGAAUGGGUUUCUUGGCACAGGUGCCUACACCGUGCCCACUGGUUCAUGCCUCAUUACCUGCUGCUCCCUCACAUCUGACUCUGAGUCUUGAUCCUGAGUUAAACUAUCUAAAAAUGUUAGCAUCUUUUCUCUCUGUUCCACCAUCCCCUACAGCCACCACCCUGAAAUUCCCACAGUAGCCCCUGGCCUGCCCCCAAUAUGUCCCCUGAGCCCUCCACCUUUCACCCCUUGUUCCUUCUCACAUGUGCAGCUAUCACCAAGGCCGCCGCAGGCUCCUUUCAUUCAGCAGACAAAAAGGGGGCUGGAGCCCAUCACCGGCUCCAGGAAAGCUGAGCUCAGGCAAAGCUUCCUCUGAAGUUGACACAGGCAGCUGUGAACCGGAAAAAGGAAUGGGGUCAAGAACUGUGUUGGAAUCCGAGUUGCAUCUCCCCACCUUGGAGUCUGUUGUCUGCAGAUACAAACGAUGUACCUCUUUACAAGACUGUUGUGAGAACAGCUGCAAAAAUAAAACUACUGUAUGCCUA